This is a messenger RNA of Fonsecaea nubica, 558 nucleotides long. RefSeq lists its product as hypothetical. The coding region runs from base 1 to 558 and encodes 185 amino acids. The record is from RefSeq and is a predicted model, not a curated record. NCBI's taxonomy places the organism in Eukaryota, Fungi, Ascomycota, Eurotiomycetes, Chaetothyriales, Herpotrichiellaceae. The transcript has a single exon.
AUGGACUCGUUAAAAUACACAUAUCUUCAACGUCGUGAUGGUUCGGACUUUGCAGACGACGGACCAUCAUACUCAAUGCACCAGCUCCUGUUUGUCCUCUUCACGCUCGUGCUCAUGGCCUUGCUGUGCUCGGUAGCACUCGUCUGCCUUCGUCGGCGACGGCAAGUCAAAGAGCAAGAUGCACUAUUACCGACACACCACCAAUCGUCGCAUUAUCGCUCUCCAUCAAUCAGCCAUUUCGGUCACCAGAACAAGAACGAGUCCAUCUUUGUCUACGACGAAAAAAUGAAUCUGAUCCACAACUCCUCCAGCCCUCCUUCCACCGCAGUCCCAGAAAUCCACAUCACCUUCCCCGAUGAAGAGGGCAAGACUGGCUUGCAGAAAGGACGUGUCGUGGUAGUCCACGUUACCGACUCGGGCAGUGUGGGCAUGGAGCCGCUCAACCAAGAGAAUCUACCACCUUAUCGGAAAGAAGACAGCGACCGAUUUCAAUCCCUCGACCUCGAACGGAUAGGUGGACUUCGGGAAAAAGAACCUUUAACUCAGAGGUUCUCAUGA